Molecule: messenger RNA, 192 nt
Organism: Symbiodinium sp. CCMP2592
Lineage: Eukaryota; Dinophyceae; Suessiales; Symbiodiniaceae
Source: the annotation of a GenBank genome assembly
AUGGCCUUCAUUGAUGCCUUCCGGCUCUUCAAAGCAAGGAAGAGAGCGCAGGCGGGGCUCGAAGAGGGUCGUGAUGACGAGGAUCCACAGGAGCUUCCGGGGGAGGAGGACUUGGCGGCCGGGGCUGCCGGAGAGGGCCACGACCCUCGCCUGCAGCCCUUCUGCUGCUCGGCCUUGGCUUCUUCCGUAUGA